This is a messenger RNA of Lolium rigidum, 948 nucleotides long. RefSeq lists its product as uncharacterized. Lineage: Eukaryota; Viridiplantae; Streptophyta; Magnoliopsida; Poales; Poaceae. Bases 1 to 948 code for a protein of 315 amino acids. The transcript has a single exon. The record is from RefSeq and is a predicted model, not a curated record.
AUGCCCUCACAUGGCUGGCUUCUUACUGCUGAUGAGAAGUCCGAGCUACACCUUGUCAACGUGGCCACUGGUCAACAGAUUGCUCUCCCGUCAGUAAUCACCAAUGAGAGUGUGAAGCCGAUCUUUGACGACGCAGGCACAAUUGACAAGUAUGAGUUGUGGGACCCAAUGCACGACAUUGACUUAGACUUUCAAUAUAUUGGUCACCAUAUGACAAUUCAUGCUCUCGAUGAGCUUCGUGACGUCUUCUACCACCAAUCUUUCAUAUUUCCUGAUCCGUCCACAGGAAGCUACAUUGUAGUUCUCAUUCACGGUCUAUCACUUCAGCUUUCGUUUGCAAGGGUAGGAGAUUGCAAGUGGACCUUGCUGCCGCCAGGUUGGGACUACCAACAAUGCAUGUACACGGAUGGUCUGCUGUAUGCAUUCACGAGAUUCGGAAGAAUCGACACUUUUGAUCUUACCAGUCCCACCUUCACAAUGAAUACAAUUACAGAUUGCAUGAAGAAUUAUAUCCGUGGGUGCAUGUACGUUGUUCAGACUCCGUGCGGCGAUCUGCUGCAAGUUCGCAGGAAUUAUGAACUCAUAGACACAGAUGACAAUGAGAUCAUACGUGAGACUCAGGAAAUAUUGCUAUAUAAAGUUGACAUGGCAGCAAAAGAGCUUGUGAAAAUGAAGGACUUGCAUGAUCAGGUGCUAUUUCUUGGGUAUAACCAGGCACAGUGUUUUAGUGCUAAAGAACUUCCCCAGCUGAAGCCAAAUUGUGUCUAUUUCACAGAUGAUGAGUCGUGUGUUUCAGACUAUAAGAAUAAUAGCCGGGAUAUAGGUGUUCUCAACUUGGAAAAUGACUCCAGGGAAGAAAUUUUACCUCAACUUUGGUCCAGCUGGCCAAGCCCCAUAUGGAUAACACCCAUUCUCGCAAGCAUGAACUGGAGUUGUAUAACUAAUUAG